GUCGUCAACUCCAUUGACGGAACCGAUGGCGGCAAACUAUUCACUGGUAUUGUUGUGUGGUGUAUAUACUUCCGUAGUUCUUGUUUUUUCGUAAGAAAGAAUGCAAAUCGUCAUACAAUCAACAGGCAACAUCACUGAAUAUUCUAUGAUAGAAUUCCAAGGUGAUCUUGAAACCAAAUCAGAAGAGGCCUUGGGAGGUAAGAUCAUUGGUGAUUUACACUUUAAUCAUGAGGGCAAUCCAAUCAUGAUUAUUGGGCAUCAUAUCCUCCAUGGAAAAGUUCAAGAUCUUGAUAAACCCCUGGUAGUUAUUACAAAAGAAAAUGAUGGCAUUUCCGAAAUCAAUGUCAAAUACGGUGUCACAGCCGUCAUCAAAAGAAAGUUUAUAUUUAAGACUAGACCCAAACCGAUUGUUGGCGAAAUGAUCAAGAAAUUGUGAUAAUUUUGUAUGUAUUCACUACCUUCAUACACCACUUUUAUGGGUAA
Messenger RNA from Daphnia magna, 483 nucleotides. RefSeq names its product chromosome transmission fidelity protein 8 homolog. Gene Ontology annotation, biological process: mitotic sister chromatid cohesion. Gene Ontology annotation, cellular component: Ctf18 RFC-like complex. Bases 101 to 436 code for a protein of 111 amino acids. The record is from RefSeq and is a predicted model, not a curated record. NCBI's taxonomy places the organism in Eukaryota, Metazoa, Arthropoda, Branchiopoda, Diplostraca, Daphniidae. The transcript has 3 exons.